Molecule: messenger RNA, 4547 nt
Organism: Sabethes cyaneus
Lineage: Eukaryota; Metazoa; Arthropoda; Insecta; Diptera; Culicidae
Product: protein argonaute-2
Exons: 13
Coding region: 240-3893 (1217 amino acids)
Molecular function (GO): protein binding; RNA binding
Source: RefSeq, a predicted model, not a curated record
AUAACUGUACGACUGUACCAUUCCUAUAUGAUUGUGAAGUCGAUUUUCUUCUGUAAGAGAUUCCAGACUGAAAUUACAUCAGCUAAGAGUUUUAAAAUUCCAGUAAACUACGACUUAAGGACUAAUCUUUUUGAAUAAAUAAAUACGCUAAAGUUGGAGACGGAUUCAAGUGCCAAUAAUUGAAUAUUCGGUUUUAUAUAUAGUGGUUUUGAUAAAGCAAAAGUUUUACAGCAAAGAAAAUGGAAGGGCAAGGAAAGAAAGGGCGUAAAAAAAAUAAACCCGGCGAUAAUGCGCCGGCUAGUUCCGGAUCCAGCGGUCAGCAGACUCCUGCUGAAACUUCUGCACAACCAUUCAGUCAGGAAGGAGGUGGAAAAGGCAAAAAGAAAUAUCCGCAGUCCGGAUCCGGAGAUGGUGGCGACGCACACCAAACUCCAGCACCUAAGCAAAAAAAGCAACAACAACAACAACAACAACAACAGCAACAGUCGUCAAUUGCGACGCAAGCUUCUGCUGAACAACAAGCACCCUGUGCUCCGGGUGGCAGUGGCGAUGGACAACAAAUUGCGUCAAAAGACCAGGGGAAGAAAGAUUGGAAACAAAAGAAACAGCAGGACCAACAGCAGCAGGGACACCAGCAGCAAGGACAGCAGCCCGAUGCUUCAACUAGUGCUCAACAGCCGAAGUUAUCCUAUAAGCAAAAAAAGCAGCAACAGCAACAGGCGCCUCCGUCAAUGCCGACGCCCAGCUCUAGUGGACAAACUCCAUCUGAAGAAAGUGGUGCUGGCGAUGGGCAACAAUCUGCACCAAAAGACACAGCGAAGAAAGAUUCUAAGCAAAAGUUUUCUAUGCUGAAACAAGAAAAGCAACAACAACAACAACAACAACAACAACAAGAACAACAAUCGCAUACUUCUGAUGAACUACAAUCUUCUACGGGCGUGGGUGGCAAUAGCGAUGAACAACAAAUAGCGCCAAAAGGCCAGGGAAAGAAAGAUUGGAAGCAAAAAAAGCAACAACAACAACAACAGCAACAGUCGUCAAUUGCGACGCAAGCUUCUGCUGAACAACAAGCACCCUGUGCUCCGGGUGGCAGUGGCGAUGGACAACAAAUUGCGUCAAAAGACCAGGGGAAGAAAGAUUGGAAACAAAAGAAACAGCAGGACCAACAGCAGCAGGGACACCAGCAGCAAGGACAGCAGCCCGAUGCUUCAACUAGUGCUCAACAGCCGAAGUUAUCCUAUAAGCAAAGGCAGCAAAUGAAGCAGCAAUCAGAAAAGCCGGAACCUGAACCUAAACCAGUCACACCGACCUCUACGCAUUCGUCUUCUCCCGCGCACGCAGCGGCACUAGAACGCGUAGAAGAGGACUUCAGUUCGAUGAAGAUAGACAAACAAAAGAUACAUAUGUCUCAUCGAAUGCAAGUACUAGAGCGAGCCAAUGCUUUUGGAACGCGGGGAAAGCCCAUAAAAUUUGAAGUAAACUACAUACAGUUAUUUGUGAAUAACCUAAUCAAUGUGGCUUACCACUACGAUGUGGAAAUAAAGCCGCCAGCAUCACGCAAGUGGCAACGGGCCGCCUUCGCAGCGUUCAGCCGUGAAGUAUUCCCUGGACACAAUUUUGCGUUUGAUGGUAAUAAGAAUGCGUACUCGGCCAAAAGAUUAAAAGCGGAUUACUAUGAAAAUGUAGUCACCACAAGAGAAGAUAACAGAGACCGCAAAUUCACCGUGACCAUGAAGGAAGCUGCCGUGGUGGAUAUUGGCUGCCUCAAAAAUUACCAGAAUAGUAACAACUUUACCAAGCCUAUGGCGGCAAUCCAGUGCCUGGAUGUGGUGCUUCGCACCGCUUACGAAAAUAACCCUAAUUUUGUAAAGUUCAAAAAGUCCAUUUAUGCCGUCCCAAGACAAAUUGAAGACAUAGGUGCAAAUCAUGAGCUGUGGUAUGGACUAUUUCAGUCUGCACUGCUCGGUGCGAAACCAUUCCUCAACAUCGAUGUAUCUCACAAAGCAUUUCCAUCUGGAGGAAAGCUUACAGAUAUCAUCAAAGGUAUGAACUACCCCCCAGGUUUACCGGACGAGUUACCAAGAGGAUUGGAGACAAAUCUGAAUAACUUUUUGAAGGGCAUGGAAAUCAGUUACGCUGGCCCGGAUGGAGUGGAUAAAAUAUUCAAAUAUAAUAAACUUAAAGGGCCUGCCGACCAGGAAAGAUUCAAGUUGGAAAGCGGAGAGGUGUUAACUGUCGCACAAUACUUCCGUCAGCAAGGACGCGUUCUUCAAUAUCCACGCUGGCCUGUUAUGCAUGUCGGCAGCACAAUACGGAAUAUAUUGCUCCCGAUGGAGAUGUGUAGUGUGCCUCGUGGUCAAGCUCUUACUAAGAAACAUCCGGAUUCGUGUACCCAAAUGAUUAUAAGACGAUCAGCCACUGAUACGCUUACAAGAAAGAACAAAAUAAUGCAUUUGUUUAUGGACAUCAAAUACAAUUUGGCACCGACUAUUAAAGAGUUUGGUCUCAGUGUUGGAGAUCGUUUCGAAGAAAUAGCUGGACGUAUUCUAGAUCCUCCGUAUUUGCUAUACCGGAACAACAAGACGGUUCAACCGGUUAGAGGUGAAUGGAGAGCAGAUAAUUGUAACUACAUUCUUCCCAGCACACAAAUUAUUCAACGUGCACUACGUUGGACAAUUGUGAAUUUAGACAUCAGAACACGUGCUGAUGCAAUUGAUCGCUUCGGAAGAAUGAUCUUUGAUGUGUCAAAAAAGCAAAACGUCCAGCUUGAGCAGUUUACGAUGGCAAACAAUUUUUGCGAGCCUCGAAAUUGGAAAGCAUGGAGAACUGAAUUUCCGCAUAUUUUCAUGAAUCUAAAAAAACAAAAUAUGGAUCUAGUGAUAGUCAUUAUUCCAGCCUCUGGCGGACCGAAUGGGGACGUGUACGCCGCAGUAAAACAACAGGCCGAAUUACAUACUGGUUUACUAACCCAGUGUGUUAAAGGCGAUACAAUAUUCAGAAAAGGCAACGAUCUAAGCACACUGAACAAUAUCUGGCUAAAAAUUAAUGCUAAAACCAACGGUUCCAAUCAUGCACUGGUGCCAAAUUGUAAGCCUCCGAUCGCCCGAGCUAAUGUGAUGUAUAUUGGUGCCGAUGUGACCCAUCCAUCACCAGAGCAAACGAAUAUACCGAGUGUUGUAGGCGUGACAGCUUCCUACGAUCAAGAAGGCUUCCGCUAUAGCUGUUGCUACAGACUUCAAAACCCUACGGAUGAGAUGAUACGUGAUCUGGAAAAUAUAGUAAACAGACAAAUACGGCUUUUCCACCAGCAGAAUGGUUGCUUUCCAGAACGCAUUAUGUACUAUCGGGACGGCGUUUCCGAGGGUCAGUUUGCCGAAAUUUUGACUAUUGAAUUAAGAGCGAUUAAGGAUGCAGCAGCUAAGGUCAAUCCCAAUUAUAAACCCCAAGUUACGUUUAUCGUCGUUCAAAAACGACACCACGCUCGAUUCUUUCCCAACGGUCAAUGUCCCACGGUAGGUAAAAACAAUAAUGUACCUCCAGGUACGAUUGUAGAUCGUCACAUCACCGCGCCGAACCAGUAUCAAUUCUAUCUGGUGUCUCAUGCUGCUGUGCAAGGUGUAGCAAAGCCUACCAAAUAUUGCGUUCUCUACGAUGAUUCAAAUUGUCACCCAGAUCAAUUGCAAGCUUUGACAUAUAACUUAUGUCAUAUGUUUGCACGCUGUAAUAGGGCAGUGUCUUAUCCUGCUCCCACUUACUAUGCUCAUCUAGCAGCUUUCCGCGGAAGAGUAUACAUUAAGGAUCGACCCUUAAAAAUGGAUAAUCUGCUGCAAGAGUACCAAAGCAUGCAAAUAAAGGCCGAAAUUAUUGAUGGGCACCCGAUGUUCUUUGUAUAACGAGCAUUUGCGAUAAUAGUACUGCAGCGUAGCGAUGCUACGUGAUAUAAUAAUCUAAUAAUCGAGAAUUUUUUUGGAGAAAUUUCAUUUCUACUACCUAAUCACCAACUAAUAGAGAUAAAUGGUGUCUCUCCAAGAAUUUAUAUUUUUGACACAAUAGUUUUUUUGCUACAUAUUAAUCUAUAUAAUAAUUACAGGCUUGGCAUACACUUUUCGCUUUGAUUUUGCUCUUUUGAUUACUGCUCCUCAGCCAAGCAGAAUUUCAGAAAGUGAUAUAUGGGGCAUUUGUAGAGCUUGUAAUUAUCUAUAAUAAUGCUGAAGAAAGUGAAGUUGUAUCUUUAGUAUUUACGGCGCUGUAGGGCAGCAAUGCCGUUGGUAGCAAAAAGAGCGCUCUUUUUGCUACCAAGAGGGUAGCAGCCUUAUAGCGCCAUAAAUACAAAAUGCACAGUAAUGCUUACUUCAGCAAUAUUGAAGAUAAUAAUAAAUUCUACAAACGCCCCAUACAUCACUUUUUCAAAUUUUGCUUGGCUGAGAUGCAGUAAUCAAAAGAGCAAAAUCGAGGCGAAAAGUGUAUGCCAAGCCUGUAAUAAUAUAUUAAUCUAUUCGUUCAAUUAGAGUUUAAAUAAAAUGUUCAAAUUUAAAUAGUGACCUUUG